Messenger RNA from Racocetra fulgida, 279 nucleotides. NCBI's taxonomy places the organism in Eukaryota, Fungi, Glomeromycota, Glomeromycetes, Diversisporales, Gigasporaceae. The record is from the annotation of a GenBank genome assembly.
GUAAAUAACGAGUUAACACAAGAUCACAAGUUCCGCCAUCUGAUUAUUGCACAUCUUAUAAACAACAACAUUUUAACGGAUGAUUUUAAAGGAAAGAAAAGUGACCAGAAAUAUAAUAUUCAAGCAAUUCGUCUCACUGGACAGUUUGUUGGAGCCGAAAGUAUUCGUAACUUUAAAGGACUUCUAUCUGAUUAUAGUGAAAACACUAUCGGUGUUUACGUUUCCAAUGUUGAUUUUUCAACUAACUCCAUCAAUGAGGCCAAAAAAUCGAAACUCAAG